CCUGCCCGCAUGCGCACAUGGGUGUUCUAAAACGUCAUUUCUUGCCCACUUGCGCACAUUGUUGUGUCGUUUGUCACUGCCUGAUGUGUGACGGCUCCCAAUUGUGCAGUUUUCUGAAAUCGUAGUAAUGGGUAAGAAAGACAGAGGUGAUCGAGAAAGAAAGUCUAAAAAACGUUUGUAUGAAGAGGAAGAUGAUGAUGAUGAAGUUGUGGGCAGUGAAUCCCAAGAGGCCAUACCUGCUGCGGCAGGGAAACAAGUUGAUGAAAGUAGUAACAAACUUGAUGAGUAUGGCGCUAAAGACUACAGGGAUCAAAUGCUCCUGAAGACUGAUCACUUCUCCAGGCCACUAUGGGUGGCUCCGGAUGGCCACAUCUUUCUAGAGGCAUAUUCUCCAGUAUACAAAUAUGCCCAGGAUUUCUUGGUGGCUAUUGCAGAGCCAGUUUGUCGGCCUAGCUACGUUCAUGAGUACAAACUAACAGCCUAUUCGCUCUAUGCUGCUGUGAGUGUUGGGUUGCAGACCUCGGAUAUUGUGGAGUACCUCCAGAAACUCAGUAAAACGUCUGUACCCGAUGGAAUUGUUCAAUUCAUAAAGCUUUGCACCGUCAGCUAUGGCAAAGUGAAACUGGUGCUUAAGCACAAUCGUUAUUUUGUUGAAAGUACAUUCCCGGAUGUGAUUCAGAAGCUCCUGCAGGACCCUUUGGUCCGAGAUUGUCGUCUUCGUGCAGUAGAUGGAACCGACACGGAACUCAUCACUGAAGUCCUGCACAGCAAGUCAGCUAUUUCAAAGACUGUAGCUGAAAAAGAAGCUCCUUCCACCUCAGAUCAGGUAAACAAUGGACAGUCUUCGUCGGAGCAAGUCCCUGAAGACAUCUUUAGCUACUAUGAGCGCAUGGAUAAGGAGGAAGAGGAUGAAGAAGAAACACAGACUGUGUCUUUUGAGAUUCAACAGGAGAAGAUUGAACAACUGCAGAAGCAAUGCAUUGAAAUGGAGUAUCCUCUGCUUGCGGAGUAUGACUUUCGCAAUGAUACAGUGAAUCCAGAUAUAAACAUUGACCUGAAGCCCACAGCUGUGUUGCGCCCCUACCAAGAGAAGAGUCUGAGAAAGAUGUUUGGGAAUGGACGUGCACGCUCAGGCGUCAUUGUGCUUCCAUGUGGUGCAGGAAAGUCUUUGGUGGGUGUGACGGCUGCUUGCACUGUGCGCAAACGUUGCCUGGUGUUGGGAAACUCAUCUGUGUCAGUGGAACAAUGGAAGGCGCAGUUUAAGAUGUGGUCAACGAUCGACGACUCCCAAAUUUGUCGCUUUACCUCAGAUGCUAAGGACAAGCCCAUUGGCUGCUCGAUAGCCAUCAGCACCUACUCAAUGUUGGGCCACACAACCAAGCGCUCCUGGGAGGCUGAGCGAGUAAUGGAGUGGAUGCGCAGUCAGGAGUGGGGCCUUAUCAUACUGGACGAAGUGCACACAAUUCCUGCCAAGAUGUUUCGUCGUGUGCUGACCAUCGUCCAGGCUCACUGCAAACUGGGCCUGACUGCCACUCUGGUGAGGGAGGAUGACAAGAUAGUAGACCUCAAUUUCCUGAUUGGACCAAAGCUGUACGAGGCCAACUGGAUGGAGCUUCAGAACAAUGGCUACAUUGCUAAAGUGCAGUGUGCUGAGGUCUGGUGCCCAAUGUCCCCUGAAUUCUACAGGGAGUAUGUUGCCAUCAAAACCAAGAAGCGUAUCCUGCUUUACACGAUGAACCCAAAUAAGUUCAGAGCCUGUCAGUUUCUGAUUCGUUUCCACGAACGGCGAAAUGACAAAAUCAUUGUCUUUGCUGACAAUGUCUUUGCUCUGAAAGAGUAUGCUGUUCGUCUCAAUAAGCCCUACAUCUAUGGUCCAACCUCACAGGGGGAACGAAUGCAGAUUUUGCAGAACUUCAAACACAAUCCAAAGAUCAACACCAUAUUUAUUUCCAAGGUUGGAGACACCUCAUUUGACCUCCCAGAAGCCAAUGUUUUGAUCCAGAUCUCAUCUCAUGGUGGCUCAAGAAGGCAGGAAGCUCAGCGACUUGGCCGAGUUCUCCGUGCAAAAAAGGGAAUGGUGGCAGAGGAGUACAAUGCCUACUUUUAUUCCUUGGUGUCUCAAGACACUCAGGAAAUGGCUUACUCAACCAAGAGGCAGAGGUUUCUUGUUGACCAAGGCUACAGCUUUAAGGUGAUCACAAAGUUGGCUGGAAUGGAAGAGGAGGACUUGAUGUUCUCUAACAGAGAGGAACAACAGCAGCUACUUCAGAAAGUUCUAUCAGCAUCAGAUAUUGACGCUGAAGAGGAAACUGUUGUGGGGGAGGUUGGAUCACGACCACAGUUUUCCAGACGAACCGGCACGAUGAGCUCCAUGUCCGGUGCAGACGACACCAUCUACAUGGAGUAUCAGAGCAAAAGUAGCAAGGCUGCGGCAUCCAGCAAGAAUGUGCACCCACUGUUUAAGCGUUUCCGAAAAUAAAGUACGCUUGUAUUUUCAGAUUGUGAAAGUCUGGUUUGAUGCCCAGUACAGGACAUGCUCUGGGUCUCUCACAUGAUAAAGCUGUUUUAGUGCUUAACAUUUGUCAAGAUAGGUGGUAGAAAGAAGGUUUUUAUCUUGAUUGAUUGAAGUGUAUUUUACUCAUUAUCAGCUGUUGCACCAUUUAAUCACAAAAUUUUUACUCGCGCUAAAGCAUCUUUAGCAAUGGUUUAAAACAAAAGAAUUGUUUACUCACGCUGUGUAAUUUAACAGUGUGAGCUCCCGGGAGACAGACGGAGGAACUGUGUCCUUGAACUAAAUUCUUAGACCCAGACACUGUAGGUGCGAGUAAACCAUGUGUCUCAUCAAGCAAACCCUUGUGGGGCACGUACCAAUCCGAAGCCACAUGAGAUAAGGUGUCAAUCAAAAUAACGUGACCACUGAAAAAAAAUUAUAAAAGGUGACUGCUGAAAGCAGACGUCAGAGUGCUCCGGAGUUUUAGAGGUGACACACCGGAUACGUGCUCUCACAGCUGCCGCGGGGACCAACGCCUUUUUGUUUGGACUUGUUUUUUUUUGUUUGGACUUGGUGUCUUAUUGAGAAACGGGACAUAGAAAAUUUCAAGACUUUGGCUGUUUUUGUGGAACCUCUGCAAGAGGAAUUUGUGGAUUUCACUUCAAUUACCUUAUUUCUGUUUACUUUUGGAAUAAGUUUCCUUAAGCUGGAUACAUUCUCCGGCCCUGCCACUGGUCCCUCGGAUCAGCGACUCCUCAACCAAACCAAAUAAACACCAACAACGAGUAUUUAACCCCCUUAUCACAUCAGACUGUGAAAGAAUUGGACAUUUCUAUCAGGUAGCAGUUGUUAAGUUUUUUUUUUUAAUCUCUUUUUCUGUAACUAGAAGUUGGCCAUUCCCCAAUAGUGUCUCGCGUUGUGAGUCUUGCGUGAGUUUUUAUAUAUAUUUUUUUAUCAUUUAAUAUUUAUAC
Molecule: messenger RNA, 3462 nt
Organism: Synchiropus splendidus (mandarinfish)
Lineage: Eukaryota; Metazoa; Chordata; Actinopteri; Syngnathiformes; Callionymidae
Product: general transcription and DNA repair factor IIH helicase subunit XPB
Exons: 15
Coding region: 128-2479 (783 amino acids)
Biological process (GO): transcription initiation at RNA polymerase II promoter; nucleotide-excision repair
Cellular component (GO): transcription factor TFIIH holo complex; transcription preinitiation complex; nucleotide-excision repair factor 3 complex
Molecular function (GO): 3'-5' DNA helicase activity; DNA binding; hydrolase activity
Source: RefSeq, a predicted model, not a curated record